GUACUUUGUUCAAAUUGCUGAUGUAUGAGAAAAUGACCUUUUUAUCAUGUGUGCGCAGCUUGUUUGAAGUUAAAAUACCAGUUGAAUCUUAUUCCACAAUAGCAGAAAGAACAAAUUUUUUUUUGUCUUGCACAGUAUUAGUAAAAGUUGUACUAUAUGUCUUAAAAGAAUUCAACUUGAUAAAAAAUGGAUUAGAGGCUAAUCGUGAUAUUUUCAACCAUAAAAGGAUCAAAGCAGCCCAAGACACUAGUAAUGAUGAUAUUAUAUAUCCAUCACCAACAAAGAAGCAAAGAACCACAAAGGACACUAAAAAUUAG
This is a messenger RNA of Entrophospora candida, 317 nucleotides long. The record is from the annotation of a GenBank genome assembly. NCBI's taxonomy places the organism in Eukaryota, Fungi, Glomeromycota, Glomeromycetes, Entrophosporales, Entrophosporaceae.